AUGUGCCGUGUUCUCAACAUCUUGCUGGCCCUGCUCAGUCGCUUCCUGUUUACAGUCCAUGGUGUGGUGACUGUGUGGCGUGUGGUCACGGUCAAAGGGGAGCCUCUCUAUUGGUUGCUGCUGAUGGGCGUCGCUCUGCUGGGGGUGGAGAUGACCAUCACCAUCAAGUGCACCCGCAAUGCCGAGUGGAAAUGGUUCUCCCCCAUGAUUUUCCUCUACCUCAGUACAGUUAUCCCCUCCAUUUGGUUUCUGGAGCUCAGCCUGCUACAGAUCAAGCUGCCCGUCAACAUCUCCUCAGGUCCUGAGCUCCAUCUCCUAGCUCACAUCCCCAUCGCAUCGGAAAUUGUGGAACUGGACCCAGAGGACUGGGCAGCAGGCCUGGAACAGACCAUGCUGAUCGUGCUGGUUUUGGGCCGCUGGCUGAUGCCAAAGGGGGACAUGUCUCGAGACCAGCUCUCCCAGCUCCUCAUGGUCUACGUAGGGCUGGGAGCAGACAUCUUGGAUAUCUUUGACACGUUCAAAGAGCCUGAAGUCAAAACCAACCAAGCUGUCAUCAUUGUGGGGCUUGCCCUCUUCUCUUGGGCUCUCAUGCAAUUCCCUCUGGUUUUGACCCAGACACGCCCCCCACAGGAACAGAUCCGGGCUGGCUCCCUCCAGUGGGAGCACUCUGGGAAAGUCCUGAGUGGUGUUGGUGGCAGCCCUGGAGCCCCGUCCUCCUCCUCCACCUCCUGCUACUCCAGUGAAGUGUGGAGCCUGCUGCUGACCGUGGGCCUCCAGGACGGCCCUUUCCUGGUCUAUCGCCUCUACCUCAUGAUCAGGGAGCAGGUGCUCAACCAGCUGAUGAUCUUUUUCACUUGCAAGAACAUUCUCAUCGUCCUCCUGGAGGUCUACCGAAUCUUUGUGGUGCAGUGCGAGCAGGGAGUGGAAAGUGGGUUAGAGGGGUGCGCAGUGAGUAUGCCCUGGUGCCGCAUCGAGGAGCGACAGGUGACAGGUGAGAAGGAAGAAGAGGAGGAGGGACGAGGGGAGAGUGGAGAACAGAGCAUCCAGACAGUGGAGGAGAGGGACGGAGAAAUAGAGUGAGAAAGAGAUCGGAGUGGUUUCUUGGUUUGAAAAGCCUUAGAAUGCUGUGAGGCAUGUCUAAGCCCUCAGGGGGGGUAGCUUUAACUCACACGACAAGCGUGCACAUAUGCCAAACCUACAACCCCCGGCCCCCACCUUCAAAAGUGUCCCACUGAGAAUUUCAGCUCUCCGGAGGAUCACUACAACUCUAGUGCACUGUAAAAAGAGAGUCCCCAGAGACAAGCUCACCAUGACAAAAACAUUGGCACUCUCUUUCUAUUCCAUUUUACAGGAGCAGUGCAUAAAGUUUGCAA
Messenger RNA from Osmerus eperlanus (European smelt), 1373 nucleotides. Its product is annotated as transmembrane protein 26. The transcript is spliced from 3 exons. NCBI's taxonomy places the organism in Eukaryota, Metazoa, Chordata, Actinopteri, Osmeriformes, Osmeridae. The coding region runs from base 1 to 1080 and encodes 359 amino acids. The record is from RefSeq and is a predicted model, not a curated record.